AUGUCUGCCACACAGGAUGGAAUCCUAGGCCGACCAAAAGCCGAAUGGACACCAUCCCGAGAUGCUUAUUUGGUUGAACUUUUUAUUGAGCAACACAAUUGUGGAAGAACCGCGUAUAAUGAAUUUAAAGUUGAAGUGUAUAAAUCAGUCACAAAUGAUUUUAAUAGGAAGUUUGGCAUGAAUCUAGAAGAGAACCAGAUUAAGAACCGGUACAAUGUUAUGAAGAAAGAUUACGGUAUUGUUAAAACCUUACUUAGUCAUCCUGGGUUUGCCUGGGAUGACAUUCGACAAAUGGUUGUGGCUGAUGAUAAAAUUUGGGACAGCUAUAUUGCGGUACGAAGUGAUGCAAGGCCCUUUCGACGCAAAAGCUUUCCUCUGUAUAAACAGAUGUCCAUUAUUUUUGAAGGGGAAAGACCCAGUGGCAGAUACCAAUUUCCAAGCGGAGUUCUUUUGGAACCUGAAGAGGAAAAUAGCAACACAGAAACGGUUCGAUCCUCAGAGCCCAGCAACCUACCAACACAAGUCGUUGAUGGUGCCCUUGAUUCUGAUUCAAUAUUCCAUAUAAAUGACGUGCAACCCAAGAAACGCAAAUCUACUGGUCCAGUAACUUCUAGUCGUAAGAGAAGAGCAUGCGACAGGGUUGGAGAUAAGUUAGAAAAUGUCUUGUAUGAGAUGUUCUCAGCAGCCAGUUUCAAAUGUUUGCAAAGGAAUGCAAUAAAAGAACAAACAAUGUACCAGAAGUGCUUAGAGGAGUUGCAGGGAUUAGAAGAGUUGGAUGACUCAGAGUUUACAAAGGCUGUUAAUGUCCUUAGAGAUGAUAAGAAUGCAAUUGCUUUCAUGACAAUUAAAGGACCAAGGAGGUUGACCUGGUUGAGAUCCACAUGCUUUACAUUUAUGGGUGGUCAGGAUGUUUUGCUUGGAAUGUUUGGACGUGUUGUUCGGUUAUGUUCUCACAAUUUUGCAGAAAUAGCUUUCACACUGUUUCGUGGAGGAUACUGGCAGUUUGUGCAUGUGGACGAGGACCUCUGGCAGGCAUUUAUUUCAUGGUUGGUGAACAAUGACGGGUAA
Vitis riparia (riverbank grape) is the source of this 1068-nucleotide messenger RNA. RefSeq lists its product as uncharacterized. NCBI's taxonomy places the organism in Eukaryota, Viridiplantae, Streptophyta, Magnoliopsida, Vitales, Vitaceae. Bases 1 to 1068 code for a protein of 355 amino acids. The transcript is spliced from 4 exons. The record is from RefSeq and is a predicted model, not a curated record.